Messenger RNA from Arthroderma uncinatum, 2454 nucleotides. RefSeq names its product zinc knuckle transcription factor/splicing factor MSL5/ZFM1. NCBI's taxonomy places the organism in Eukaryota, Fungi, Ascomycota, Eurotiomycetes, Onygenales, Arthrodermataceae. Gene Ontology annotation, molecular function: zinc ion binding; RNA binding. Bases 1 to 2454 code for a protein of 817 amino acids. The transcript is spliced from 11 exons. The record is from RefSeq and is a predicted model, not a curated record.
AUGGCAGCUCCCACUCCAGAUAUCACCCUCUAUACCUCACAAACUCCCAAUGGAAUUAAAAUUUCAAUUGCCUUGGAAGAACUAGGCCUCCCUUAUAAAGUUGAAGCCAUCGAGCUUAGCACAAACGCCCAAAAGGAACCCUGGUUCCUCGAAAUAAACCCCAACGGCCGCAUUCCAGCCAUCACAGACACAUUUACCGACGGCAAGAAAAUAGCCAUUUUUGAAUCUGGAAGUAUCCUAGAGUACCUAGUUGAUCGAUAUGAUACGGAACAUAAGAUCUCUUAUCCCAAGGGAACCAGGGAAGCAUACGAAGUGAGCAGCUGGUUAUUCUUCCAGAAUGCGGGCCUCGGCCCAAUGCAAGGUCAAGCAAACCACUUCACGCGUUACGCUCCCGAGCGCAUUGAAUAUGGCGUCAACCGAUACCAGAACGAAACCCGUCGUCUCUACGGAGUCCUAGACAAACAACUUUCCCAGUCUAAAUCUGGCUACUUGGUUGGAGAUCACAUUACCAUCGCUGAUAUCUCGCACUGGGGAUGGGUGGCCAGUGCUGGAUGGGCUGGGAUUGAGAUUAAUGACUUCCCACACGUGAAGGCAUGGGAGGAGAGGAUGUUAAAGAGGGAGGCUGUCGAGAAGGGUCGACAUGUUCCUAAGCCUCAUACCAUUAAGGAGCUGAUGAAGGAUAAGGAGGCGAUAGAGAGAGAAGCAGCUAAGAGCAGACAGUGGGUUCAGGCAGUGUCAGCAAUCAUCAUGGCGUGGCGUAAUCAAGGUAUUACCGGAUCUAACAAUAUUCCACUUGGCCGCCGCAGGUUCGGUGAUGAAUCAGGAGACGAUGGGAGCUCUGCAUCAACUCCGGCUCCCAUGGAUGCUGGAAGCAAGCGAGGCAGGAGUCCAGUGAGAGCUGAACCUCCUGUCGAUGGGAUCAAAAAACGAAAGAAGCGUAAUCGCUGGGGUGAUGCCCAAGAGAACAAGGCUGCUGGCCUGAUGGGUCUUCCGACUCUUAUCAUGGCGAAUAUGACGAACGAACAGCUCGAAGCUUACACUCUCCAUCUACGUAUUGAAGAGAUCAGCCAGAAGCUUCGUAUCAACGAUGUUGUCCCCGCUGAUGGAGAUAGGUCUCCCUCACCGGCACCCCAAUACGAUAACCUUGGUAAACGUGUAAACACCAGAGAGAACCGUUACCGCAAACGCUUGGAAGAUGAACGCCAUAAGCUUAUUGAAAAAGCUGUCAAAGUUAUCCCUAACUAUCAUCCACCAUCUGACUACAGGCGUCCGACCAAGACCCAGGAGAAGGUCUACGUCCCUGUUAAUGACUAUCCAGAGAUUAACUUCAUUGGCUUACUUAUCGGGCCUCGUGGCAACACCCUAAAGAAAAUGGAGACAGAAUCCGGAGCAAAAAUUGCCAUUCGCGGAAAAGGCUCCGUCAAGGAAGGAAAAGGACGAUCUGACGCCGCUCACUCUAGCAACCAGGAAGAAGAUCUUCAUUGUCUAAUUAUGGCAGAUACGGAAGAUAAGGUAAACAAGGCGAAGAAGCUUAUUCACAACGUUAUCGAAACGGCGGCUUCCAUUCCUGAAGGGCAAAACGAACUGAAGAGGAACCAAUUGCGUGAGCUCGCUGCCCUCAACGGAACCCUACGUGACGACGAGAACCAAGCUUGUCAAAAUUGUGGUCAAAUUGGUCAUCGCAAAUACGAUUGCCCAGAACAACGCAACUUCACUGCGAACAUCAUCUGUCGCGUUUGUGGAAAUGCAGGGCACAUGGCCAAAGAUUGUCCAGACCGUCAACGUGGUACCGAUUGGCGUAACCAUGGACCCAGUGUUCGUGGUAAAGCCGUUGGGGGUGGAGAUGCAGUUGACCGAGAGAUGGAGCAACUUAUGCAAGAACUCUCUGGUAAUGCUCCUCUGCCUAAUGGCGAAGCGCCACGACGCAUCGAAGGCGGCGCCGGAGGCUACGGCCAGGGUAACAACUACGGCGGUGAUGACGCAAAACCAUGGCAACAGCGCGAGCCUGCCAGCAACACCCCUCCAUGGCAGCGACGAGAGGAGAGAUCUCGCGACGACCAUGGACAUCAGGAUCAAAAUGCGCCACCACCGUGGGCAGCUGGUGGCCGUGGGGAUAGAGGUGAUCGAGACAACCGUGACCAUCACGGCUAUCAUGGCCGUGACUCCUAUAACCCUGCCCCUCCCGCCGGCGGCCCUCCACCUUGGCAACAGGCCGCACCCCAAGCACCACCGAUGGGACAGCCUGCUUAUGGUUAUGGCGGAUAUCAAUUCCCGCCAAAUCAGGCCAUGGGUGCACCUCCUGGGUUGAGUGGUAUCCCACCUCCACCACCUGGAAUGGGAUCUAUGUUCGCUGGAUACCCCGGUGCUCCACCACCUCCUCCACCGCCAGCCGAUGGCCCACCCCCUCCUCCUCCAAGUGAACAGCCUCCACCGCCGCCCCCGCCGUCGGCGUGA